UCCGUAGACCGUCCGCUUUAUUGGCUAAUUUUCAGUCAAUAUCAGCCUUUGACGAAUGGACAGGCUUGAAUGGUGCCUGGAUACGGCGUUUUUUGCGUGAAGCAAAUUUGAUGAGUUCAGAAAACGAUUGUGAUAUAGAAAAAAGGGUAAGAUUAGAGACUGCAAAUAAUAGAUUUCAGGACUAUUGGGAGACUAUCAUCCUAGAAAAGAAACAAAUAUCAGUAAAACGUAAACAUCUUGCAGGAAGCUUGGAUUUACUUUAUGCAUCUGAGGAAGGUAAUGUUCGACAUAUACUCUCAGAAGGAAUAUCGGUGGUUAGUGUAUCAUACAAACCACAAUCAAAACGACCCACUCCUGAAAAGACGGACGAGAUACAGAGUGAUUUUACCAAUAACAAUAGUCAGACUCCUAUUGGCCGUGAGUGCGAGUUAAGGCUAAACGUAGACGAAAUCGGGUUCGAUGAAUAUGUUGAUCAAGGAAAUAAAUCUUUCAUUUUCGAAAAAAAGAACAUAUCGUCAUUAUUUGGAUUAUAUCGAUCCAAAGCAUCAGCUCUCGCACGAACCUCUGGUUUAAAGGUAACAAAAAAUUACCAUGAAAUAUUGAGCCUUUCUCAUAUUCUUUUAUUACGAACGGAUAACUACUCAGAAAUGCAAGUAAAAACAUUUUCCAGGGACACACUUGAGAACUUGAGAAAGUACAUUAAAUCAAAUUUUGUUGGGAAAGAGAAGGUGUCAAGGGAUAUAAAAUCUAUCCUGCAAGAAUACAUUGAGAUUGCUCUUGACGAUGAUGAUGGUGGAUUAUAUAAACUCCGUGAGACAAUU
This is a messenger RNA of Racocetra persica, 821 nucleotides long. Lineage: Eukaryota; Fungi; Glomeromycota; Glomeromycetes; Diversisporales; Gigasporaceae. The record is from the annotation of a GenBank genome assembly.